This is a messenger RNA of Chironomus riparius, 907 nucleotides long. Lineage: Eukaryota; Metazoa; Arthropoda; Insecta; Diptera; Chironomidae. The record is from the annotation of a GenBank genome assembly.
UUUUUUCUGUGUAAUCAUGCACCCUAUAAUCACCUUAUAAAAUGUGCUCACAAAGUGAAAAUUUUCUUCACUUGUCAUUCUCAAUUGUGCAGAAGUAAAGCAAAGAUGAAAGUUUGUUUGUGGAUUCUUGUGGCGAUUUGCUGCCUAGCUACCGUAUCUUCGAAGCAUCAAAAAGCUAAUGAGAAUGUAAUUGAUGAUGAAGAUGUCUUAGAUGUCAAUGAAGAGAAUUUAAUUGACGACACAAACAUUGAGGAUAAAAAAUGUGGUAAUCAAUGUGAAAAUUCAAUGGUCCAAAAUAACGAUAAUCAGGUAGAGGAUAUAGAAGAGGAAGAAGAUAAUGUCGAAAUUCAGACAACGGAUAAUGAGACUAAGGAGCAGAUGAUAAGUAAUAAUGAAGAAACACAAUCUGCCGAAAGCUACAACGUGAAAGAUGAAAAAAGUUGUCGAGUUAAGAAAAAUAGUGAAAAACUUUCAAAAGUUAUUAGAAAAACACGAUCAACGAAUGAAAAAAGCCAAAAGGUGAAUGAAAAUGUUCAGAAUAAAGGCGAAAAGUUACAGAAAGCAGAGAUGAAAGUUCAGUCAAUCACGAAACAAGAUAAAGUUAAAAAAGAAUUUCGUAAUGCAGCACCAGAAAGCUUCAAACAAAUAAGUAAAAAGGCAAAUGGUGGAAAAUACCGAGAUCAGAAGCAACCUGAGAAGAAUGUUAAAGGAAAGCAGCAAGGCAAAGGAAGUUCUAAGAAAAAUAAAAAGAACGAAAAAAGUUCUCAAAAGAAGUCACAAAAGAAUAAAAAGAAAUCAAACAAAAACGAAUUUUAGGGAGAGGAAAGACAAUUUAUUGUGAAGCUAUAAUGUAGUCACUUAACUUAGAACACUGAAAUAUAAAUAAAUAAUUAAUGAAGUAGAGAAA